Molecule: messenger RNA, 879 nt
Organism: Mollisia scopiformis
Lineage: Eukaryota; Fungi; Ascomycota; Leotiomycetes; Helotiales; Mollisiaceae
Exons: 2
Coding region: 1-879 (292 amino acids)
Source: RefSeq, a predicted model, not a curated record
AUGGCUAACGACAUCACUGCACUCCUCGGUGGCUUGAGCUUUCCAACCGAUGAAGACAGGGAGAGUGACAGCUUCAAGCUAUUUCCGGCACUCCCCACAGAGCUCCGAUUGAAAGUCUGGGCACACGCUUUACCUUCACUGACCGUCCUCCGACUUACGGCCCAUAUUCUGGUAUCAGACCCGACGUUUGGUUUCUACCUAACGUUCUUCAUGACAGUAGAUGGCAAAGCAACUCUAGUCACUGUCAUCCCAUCUAUGAUUCGACGUCAAGUUGACCUCGGCAUGUACGAGCAAAGAGCAAUUGCACUGCUUCGAGUGUCCAAAGAAUCGCGAGAAGUGUACCUGGAAAACUUCCCAAUAAGCCUGCCUUUUGCUUUGAGAGGUGUUGGAAGGCUGUACAUGUCAAGAAAAGAAGUCCUUCACUUUUCGAACUUCUCAGACCUCAUCCACAAUCGCCUGUUCCAGCAAGCCCUCAAAGGAGGCUAUCGACUCCAGACUUGGUGGGCGGAGAUUGAAAAAUUGGCCAUUCCAAUAACCUCGCUCAUUGUGAAAGGCAAAGACUGGGAACACAUCCCAGCCUUGUGUCAGAGGCUGCCUGCUUUGACAGAGCUGAAAGGGGUGAUGUGGGACAGAUUUCAAGAUGUCAUUGACAAUGGAAACGCGGAAGGCACAAAAACAAUCAAGGAUGCCAUGAAUGCGCAGUUGCGUAAUGCAGAGCAUGAGCUUUCGAGAUACAGGGACGAGAAUGAUCAAAGUCUUGUUGUUCCAGAGAUCCGACUAAUGCCAACUUCUGGGAUUCUCUUGCGAUGGCCUUUUGUUUUCUGUUAUAAUUUUCACGAUUACUCUCUUGCAGCUCCAGCGAUUCCUAUUUUGGACUAG